AUGUGCAAGAAAUAUGAUGAACAACAGGCCGAUCAUCUUGAGCAGGAUCGCCGACGAAUCUCUGGCUCGACGUUUGACAUUUACCAAAGACUGCUAUCAGAGUUUGGUUGCUCUCUUAUGUUUUUUUUCGAGCAAAGCUCGGGCUCCAGGCCCAGCUUCCCAACAUGUAGCUACAACCCUCUGUUCCUGGAAGGUACAUGUAGUGCUCAAUACACAGACCCUGCAGCUCUGUUGAUAGACGAGGUGUUUGCUGCUCUAGCCCAGGCCGACUGUGAGCUAGCCGAUCCCUGCGACUAUCCGCCACACUACAGUCCCGCAGACUGGGAGGAGUUUGACUUCAUCAUCAUUGGAGCAGGAUCCGCAGGAUCUGUGGUGGCGAACAGACUAUCAGAGGUCUCUGGCUGGAGUGUUCUCCUCCUUGAAGCAGGAGGAGACCCAACAAAGACAUCAGAAGUGCCGAGUCUGUUCUUUCAACAGUUGCAGACCAAUGUAGAUUGGAAUUACAAGACAGACCCUUCUGAACCGAACUGUCUAAGUUUUGAGGGAAACCGAUGUACUUGGCCUCGUGGAAAAGUAUUAGGAGGAUCGAGUGUGAUUAAUGCGAUGAUAUAUUCCCGGGGCAAUCCAAGGGACUACGACUGUUGGGAGUCUGAUGGAAACUCAGGUUGGGGUUUCAAAGAUGUUCUUCCAUAUUUUAAGAAGUUCGAGAACAUGAGAUCUUGCGAAGUUCGGAAUUCUCUUGACUUUCUGUACUACCAUGGUGAAUUCGGACCUUUGACUGUUGAGGAUUUUAAUUCAGAUUUACUUGAGCCUUUAGUCUCAUUAUUUGGAGAGGGUUUUAAGGAGUUGGGAUAUUCGUACAAUCCAGACACCACUGGUAGGUUUCAGUCUGGUUUUUGCAGAAUACGCGGAACUUUGAAAGAUGGAAGAAGGUGUAGCACAGCUAAGGCCUUUUUGUCUCCAAUUAUCGAUAGAAGUAACUUGAAGGUUUCAAAACAUUCCCUUGCCACAAGAAUACUAAUAUGUCACGAUUCGAAUACGGCUUACGGAGUUGAAUUUAUUGAUAGAAAUGGAGAUAUUGUCAGGGUUUUAGCAAGGAAGGAGGUUAUAGUUUCAGCUGGGGCCAUCAACAGCCCACAACUGCUUAUGUUAUCUGGAGUUGGCCCGAGCACACAUUUGAAUGAACUUGGGAUAAAAGUUAUUGUGGAUUUACCAGUUGGAGAAAAUCUUCAAGAUCAUGCUAUGCAUUAUGGACCAAUACUGGCUCUGAAUUAUGAUUACAAUCCUACUGCAAAUAUAGAAAAAAAGAUGUUUGAUUUCCUAUUGAAAUACAAUAGUCCACUGUCUUCAAUCGGCUUGAAUGUUGUCAAUGUGUUUAUAGACACACACAACAUGGGAAUUAACUAUCCUAACAUACAGAACUACUUUUUAGUUGCUGCUAAAAACGAUUCAAGAUUGGAACCGACAUUAAAAGUCCUUUCUUUUACAGAAGAGGUUAUUCAACAAUUUCUGGAAAUAAACAGCGAGUCUCUCAUAGUGAUAUUUCAACCUGCUCUUCUAAAUCCAUACAGUCGAGGAAGGAUAAGGCUACAAAGCACCGAUCCUUGGCAGUAUCCGAUCAUCACCACUGGCUACUUCUCAGACCCGCGGGACGUUGAUACUUUCAUAGAGGCAAUUGAGUUCCUGGAGAGAUUUGCACAAACAGAACCGAUAAAAGCGGCUGGAGCAAGGUUGCAUGACAUCAAAGUAGCCAGUUGUUCCAAAUUUCCUACAAAUUCUCGACUCCAUCGGGAGUGUAUUCUUAGACACUUGACUUCCACAGUGUAUCACCCGGUGGGUACAUGCAAGAUGGGACCUCUGGGUCGGCCAGAUGCUGUGGUGGACCCACAUCUGCGGGUCCAGGGUGUGGCAAAUCUCAGGGUGAUUGAUGCCUCCGUGAUGCCAAGGAUUGUCCGAGGUAACACCAACGCCCCCACCAUCAUGAUAGCAGAGAAGGGUUCCGACCAUAUCAAGCAGCGGUGGUUUAGUGGGAGAAACAGGGUGUAGGAGUUCCAUACAUUUUCUAGUCAACACCUGGGAGAAGAUCUCUGCCACAAAUUAAAGAUUGUUAACUUUUAACCAUGUUUUGUGAAAUCUUAACAAUCCACUUCUAAAGGUAGUUAAACUUUCGCAUUAACCUAAUCAUGUCACUCACUGUCAAUGUCCCCGUUGUUUUUCAUGUAUGAAUCCCAUUUGUU
Macrosteles quadrilineatus (aster leafhopper) is the source of this 2237-nucleotide messenger RNA. RefSeq names its product glucose dehydrogenase [FAD, quinone]-like. The transcript has 2 exons. Lineage: Eukaryota; Metazoa; Arthropoda; Insecta; Hemiptera; Cicadellidae. The record is from RefSeq and is a predicted model, not a curated record. Bases 1 to 2046 code for a protein of 681 amino acids. Gene Ontology annotation, molecular function: oxidoreductase activity, acting on CH-OH group of donors; flavin adenine dinucleotide binding.